CCUCCCCUACCUCCCCCUCCGCCCGCCCGCCUGCACCCACUCCCAUGGACGCAACGCAAUACAACACACCGUGGCCGACCUUCACUUCAUCCCACUUUCAACUUCUCACCCCUCCCGGAGGGGGAAAAAAAAAAUCAAGUCUCCAAUUCCACCUCCGAAAAACCACAACAUCGCACCGCAACCGCCGCCGCUUCCUCUCACGCAAACCACCUCGCACCACACCGCAAACUCUCUCACUCUCACAUACGCACACCCACCCGCGCCAGGCCUCACGACAUCUGCCGCUCAAUUUCUCGCAUCGACCAAUCCUUCGACGACGCUACGAUAUCUCGUCCUGUUUUGACGCCAAUCAAGGAUUCAGGCCUCUGCCUCGACUAGGCCUUCACCGUCACACGAGUGCAGCGGACAACCAGCAACCAUGUCCGGCUCCGAGGGCGCACAUGCAAACACCGGCGGCUUCGACCUGCUGAAGCGGGCGACACAAGCCAUGAUGAUGUCAGGUUCUAGGACCCCCGCGGCCGCAGCUGACGAAGAUGGCGCGGAUCAGAUCGGCUUUGAUACGCCCCGCUCUGGUGUGGCAACCCCUCAACCCGACCUCCAUGACAAACGCCUGCCGGGCAUUAUGAGCUACUUCGGCCAGAGCGGGCCACCGACCCCCACCAGGGCGCUCUCGGCCGCGCAACCGUCUCAGUCUGAGGAGCGGUCGAGCUCCAAGAGAAGCAGCAAUGAGACUGUGCCUCCCAGUGGCACCCAGACGCCGAGGAGCGGAACUACCGGUGCCCAGGUCCCUGCCGCCCGAGGCAAGCUCACGAUCAAGAUUGUCGAGGCUAAGGGCCUGAGACGGGCCAAGGAUCCCUAUGUCGUCGCUGUCUUCCAGAGGAGCGAGCUUAUCUCGGGAGGUCCACGCUCUGUCGAGGAAGAGGAGGACGUAAACCUGCCGCCGCCGUCCUUUGGAGGCAUUCCGAUCCAGAGGCAAGGGAGCGACUCAGGCCGAACGGCCAUGUCCAUCCCAAUGCGCAGCCGUCAAAGUAGCAACACCAGCAUCUCGGACUAUAACACAUUCCGCAACCGGUCACGGCGGUCCUUCACCAGCCCGAAGUGGGACGCCGAGGCAGAGUUCGAUGUUGUCGAUUCGAAUAUGCUGGUCAACAUUUCCGUCUACGAUCACAGCGCGAACGGCGAGGAGUUUCUGGGCCAUGUCGACUUGCAAGCGAACAGGGACUCAAACAAUCCAGUCCGUGGCUGGUUCUCCCUUAAGGGCCAUGCCGACACCGUGGCAGAGAACGCCCCCACGGGAGAGAUAUACGUCGAAGCCGUCUUUCAGCGCACCGAACGGAAACACUUUGGCCCCGAAGACUUUCAGAUUCUUAAGCUGAUUGGCAAGGGUACUUUUGGCCAGGUCUACCAAGUUCGCAAGAAGGACACCGAACGCAUUUACGCCAUGAAAGUCCUAUCCAAGAAGGUCAUCGUCCAGAAGAAGGAAGUCGCCCACACCGUCGGUGAGCGUAACAUCCUGGUCCGAACAGCAAUGUCAGACUCGCCCUUUAUCGUGGGUCUCAAGUUCUCCUUCCAGACGCCCUCGGAUCUGUACCUGGUUACCGACUACAUGUCUGGUGGAGAGUUGUUCUGGCAUCUGCAGAAGGAAGGUCGGUUCGACGAGCGAAGGGCCAAGUUCUAUAUCGCAGAGCUUAUCUUGGCCAUCCAACACCUCCACAAUAAUGACAUUGUGUAUCGCGACCUGAAGCCCGAGAACAUUUUGCUGGACGCCAACGGCCACAUUGCUCUCUGUGACUUUGGUCUGUCCAAGGCCAACCUCACCAAAAACGACACAACCAAUACCUUCUGCGGAACCACCGAGUAUCUCGCCCCUGAAGUUCUCCUCGACGAGUCAGGAUACACCAAGAUGGUGGAUUUCUGGUCACUGGGAGUUCUCGUUUUUGAGAUGUGCUGCGGCUGGAGCCCCUUCUACGCGGAAGACACCCAGCAAAUGUACAAGAACAUCGCCUUUGGCAAGGUCCGGUUUCCUCGGGAUACCUUGUCUCAGGAGGGCCGCAACUUUGUCAAGGGUCUGCUCAACAGAAACCCCAAGCACAGACUGGGUGCAACCGACGAUGCAGAGGAGCUGAAGCGUCAUCCCUUCUUUGCUGACAUUGACUGGGAUCUUCUUGCAAAGAAGCUCAUUACUCCUCCUUUCAAGCCGAAGUUGACGUCAGCGACAGACGUGUCCUACUUUGACCCUGAAUUCACCAACGCAUUGGACAACAAUGGCUCUCUCAACGAGCGCGCAGCAGCCUUGUCCAAGGGUUUCGCCACAUCAACGCCCCUUUCGCCUUCUGUGCAGGCCAACUUCCAAGGCUUCACCUUUGUGGAUGAGAGCGCCCUUGACGACCAUAUGCGAGAUAAGAGCCGCUAUGACGAUGAGGAGAUGCGUGAUUCUCACCAUCAAGACGACGACUGGGAUGACCUUGAGGAUGUAAACCACAAGAGCAACCGCAUGAGUGGCAUUGUGCGCACAACCACCAACGACGAGCAGAUGAUUGGUGGUGGACAUUUUGACGUCUGACGAGCACAUUCUGGUUCUUUCUUGGUCAUCUUUUUUUUGGUUCUACCUUGGGAACAUGAGUGGUUCAUCAGCCUCCCCCUUUCCCCCUGCCUUCCAUAAGAAGAACCACGGCCACCAUCACGAAGUCAAAAACGAACAUUCAUGGAUUCAGUGCAUAGGGGCGGUCAACUUUGCAUGUGAUCAUUAGGGGUGUAAUAGGUACAUGGCGUUUGGGCUGAGAGCGAUGAACAUUCGGAUCCUGGAUCGGCCUUCAGAAUGCUGCUUUUAGCUGAUCGAAGCACUUACAGUCACACAUACACAACGUGCCACAUGACAAGACUCUUGAAUCUCUGUGGAACCUUCAACGCAUUGGUGAUACCAGUGUUGCGGUUGGCUUCACUUUCAUGACGUCUUGGUCCAUGCAUGCAUGAUUCUACAGACUAUUGUGGGAUGUCGCAUUCUGGCCACUGGAGUGAGGAGGUGACUUCAGGGAACCUACUGACACAUCCAAUAUGGAUUUGUUGGAGAAGGAAUGGCUUUACACCUCUGUUGGUAGUAUCGACAUCUGACGUGGGCUUUUUUCCCCACAAAACGUAUCUGCAGCUCCUAUGUUGCAGCCACACAACUUCAGUAAGGGAGGAGCGGGUGGUGCAUCGGCUGGCUGGUGAGCUUUGGUGUGGAAUACUACACAUCCAAGCCGUUCGUAUGGCAGCUAAUUUUGAAGGAGAGAAUGGCAAACGGCUUGUGAGGAAGCCACCUGUAAUAACGCUUAAUCAGAUAGCCAUGAGACGAAUCAGUCUUUUCUUCUUCAUUCCGUGUGCCAUACUGCUGACGUCUGCCUCUGUGUAGGGAAAGAGACCUAGAGAGUUAUGUUGUCCUGAUGCAUCUUCUUAAUUCUUCAUGGUUUCUUACAUCCCUCGGGCCACGUAAAACGUCGACAACGGCUACGACG
Molecule: messenger RNA, 3494 nt
Organism: Colletotrichum destructivum
Lineage: Eukaryota; Fungi; Ascomycota; Sordariomycetes; Glomerellales; Glomerellaceae
Product: Putative serine/threonine-protein kinase, active
Exons: 4
Coding region: 419-2563 (714 amino acids)
Biological process (GO): protein phosphorylation
Cellular component (GO): nucleus; cytoplasm
Molecular function (GO): ATP binding; protein serine/threonine kinase activity
Source: RefSeq, a predicted model, not a curated record